GCUCGAUCCGGAGACGAGCGCACUAACCAUGAGGCCACCGCGCCUCUCUUGUAAUUGGUAAACUGGGUCGUUAAAUGUUAUUUUAGACGCUACCUUCCCAGCGAGAAGUCUGGCUGUUUCUACUGGGAAGUUGUGUAUUAACGACUAGAUCUAUAAGCUAGGGCUGUUGUUAUCAAAUCCUUUAUUAAAGGGAACUUUUAGUGAUAGUUUUCUUUGCUCUGCCUCUUGUAAGCUGUUUGAUACCUUCUUUUAAAUCAUCUACCUUUUUCGCUCUUAAUUAGCAAUGACGGCAAAUUGGUUUACGUACAGAUAGUUUCCUCAAACUGGAACGUUCUUGUUUUCCCCUUUUGUGUUAAUUUUCAAAGCUACUUUAUACGGCGGAGUUUGAAAGAUUAGGGUCUGAUUGUUUUAGAUUAUUUUUUUCUUGGUAAUUAUGUAACGGAAAUUUGCUCAGUCGGUUACGCAAUGACUCAUUAGUUGAUUACCAAUUGCAAUUAGUACUUGUAGUUUCUUACUACAAUAUGUCAACCAAUUAGCCUGUGAUGGUAACCGCCUUAUUCACCCAAAGCAGUACGUCGGAAGCGAUAGAAACGAGCCAUGAAUCAGUAUUUCGAGUUCCUCUCUGUUUAAUCUGACCCAUAAUGCAACCUUUAUGGGUAUUUUGCCAGUAUUACGCUUACAGAUGGCUAUUAUAAAUGCAGUAAACUCGUUACCAACGAACUGAAAACAAAUAUAAUGAUUCAAGAAACAGACUUGUUUUGACAAUAAAUCCAUGUCAGCUCAGAGUGAUGGUUCUCUUUUGCUUCCUUGUGAUUUCGCUGGUUUAGAAUGAGUUUCACGAUAUGCAUACCUUGCACGUGCUCCUGGUACUUUAUUCAACUUCCAUCAGUCUACGCCACGAGUCAUUGUUUGAAACAAGCUAUUCCAGUGGAUCAUGUCAAUUUGGUAAGCUUCAUUUUAAUACGUGUAGGUUGGCAUGCCAGACGUACCACUGAAAACCUUUUGUCAAAUUAUAAAACUGAACGUUUCCGGGCAUCAAAGUGUCUUGAUGUCUUUGAUGUGCGUCACUCAGAAGAAGUGGUGGUAUUAAGUUUCGUAAUUACUAAUAAAUUAAUUAGUUUGGAUCCUUUCUUUAUGAUGGUAAUGCUGAAUCGCUGUCCUUUCUUUUUGAGAUUGACAGUGCUACGUGACAAUUAUUGAAUACAGCGUUUUGACUCCAAAAGGGUGGACAAUACGGUCUAAGAUGGCCGUAUGGCUUUAUGGGGUCACCGAGAUAGGACCUUGCCAAAUUGAAUUUCAUUCAUGUUUUCUUUUUCAUCUUGACAAUCAAAUAUUCACAAUGCUAAUCCACAUUUGUGAAAUUUGGCGCCCCAUAUGUUCUUUGUUUAUCAACAAUCCCGACUCAGCUUUUUAAAUAGCUAUUAAAAUGAUACGAUCUGACAUCUCCAAGGGUUUCUUAAUACGAUCCAACUUGAGAUUUCAGCACUAGGUUCUUCAAAGUUGAAUCCCUGCUGAAGUUGAAAGGCAAAAAUAUGCCUCUGACGCCUUGUAAUCAGGAAAGAAAUCUAACCUGUUUCCUUUAAUGGACGUUUAUUUGUUAUGUAAGUAAACUCAGAGGUCGCAUUACAACACACAAAAAGCCAUAAUUUCUCUAAAAGGUAGAGAGCUAAAAGGGUCCCGUCAAAGCAGAUGUCAAAACGGAUGAGUCCAAGUUGGUCCAAGGAUGAAAUAUACAAACCUAAUAGUAAUUCUCUUGAAAACAAGUCAUUGGGACAUCUGAUCAGGCGUGGAUCAUCAUAAGUACUACUCGAGCAAAGCAGACUAAUUUUCGUCUGGAAAAUGGAUAGCUCUCUGGCACCAAACCAGUCCGAGGUUACAGAAGGGCCAACUGAAAUGGUCUACAUCGUGGAACCACUGGCUCUUCGAAUUUUUCGCCUAACGUUGUACGUGAUUAUAUUCCUGCUGGCGACUUUUGGAAACGCUCUCGUUAUCUUUGUGGUAUACAAAACACGAGAACUGCAUACAGUAACGGGGUUUCUGAUUGCAAAUCUGGCCGUUGCCGACCUUGGAGUUGGAAUGCUCUGUAUUCCGUUUACUGUUGUUUACUUUGAGCUCAACUUCAACUGGCCGUUUGGCGCAGUGAUGUGCAAACUCCUUCCCGCACUCAUGUCUUGUUUUGUCAUGGGAUCAGUAGGAACCAUGUUGGCCAUUUCAAUAGAUCGUCAUCAGUCCAUUGUGCAUCCAUUCGGCAUGCGCAUUUCAAGGUACCAAGGCAAGCUCAUCAUGUUGCUGAUAUGGCUAACUGCUCUUCUGCCAGCAUUCCCACUGCUAGGAGUCAUGGCAAUCAUCCCCAAGCCAACGGGUGGUGUGGCAUGUUUGGAAGUUUGGCCACAAACUACGGGAAUGCCGUACUCAAAAAUAUACUUGUUGUGCACUUUCGCGUUGACAUACACCAUCCCUCUUCCAAUAAUGAUAUUCAUCUACAUAAAAAUCGGCAUAAAACUUCGUCAAGCUAUCAAGGAGGCAGCUGAUAGGCCGGGCUUUACUCAGGCCCAAGCUACAAAGCGGAUUAUCAAAAUGUUGGCAGCCGUGGUUGUGUGCUAUGCGUUGUGUUUCCUUCCAUUUCACACUUUGUAUUUCAUGAUGGACUUCGGAGGAUAUAAAUCCACGUACAUGUACAUGUUACAGUCUUAUUUCCAAGUCCUUAUGUACGGUAACAGUGCAACCAACCCAGUUCUGUAUGCGUUCCUUGGUGACCAGUUCAAGAGAGGUUUUAAAAGAGCCAUUCGCGGUGGGAGCCAGAGUGGAUUCUCUCCUCAACGAACUUUGAGCUCUCGUAUGAGUUCUUUCCGGUGAAACGGAACAGUACACCAGUUCAGUUUUGAAAGAAAUGUAUGGAAAGCUUCAUUUCAGUGCCUCGUUUCAAAGAAAAUGUGACUUUCCGAAGACAAUAAAAAAGGCAGUCUUCCAGACAAUGAGUUUUCAGACAGUAUUUUCCUUCAUUGUUGAAACGAACAUUUCCACACAGUUAUUGCGAGAACUGAAUUUAAAAAAAUAAAUAAAAUAUUGCAUGGAUCAUAUCUUUGGGAACUUUCAGUGAUGUAACAUGUAAAGAGACAUGCCAAACCCAUGACAUUAUUAUACGAAAGAGUAUGACCACUCCAUGUGAACUUGUUUCAAAGGCACUCGAUUAGCAAACGUCACGGUUAGGAUGUCUGGGUGCUUUAGUGUAGAAAGUGGUAAUCCGCAGUAAAGUUGUAGGCCUGACCAAUGUACAUUUUCUACAUCCAAUUAACCAUUCUGAUUGAUAAAAUUUCGCGUUAAUCAACUUAAAAAAAAAAGCCUAAAACGGUAAUUAUAUAAACUGGUAUGUGUACUGGAGCAAGCGGGUUGCUUUAACAUGUUCAACAUGCACAUCGGGUUUGGCUAUGAGUUGACAGCAAACUGUAAUACAAUUGCAAAGUUUACGAUUGUGUUUAAAAUAUCUGACCAGUUUGGUUGAAGCCUGUGACGCCUCUAUGUUAAGGACUCUAUUUUUUAGAUAACUUAUCAUUGAGUUUUGAACAGUCACAAUAUUACAAAUGAAGAUACAACAACUUUACACUUCACCUACUACAUUAUGGUAAUAGGACUAAUAGCAGUUUAAAUGCAGUUGAUUUGUUAACUGGGAUUAUCAUGAUUGAUAUAUUAUAUAAAAAAUAUAUAUAAAGUGAAAUAUUUCGUUUGCAUUUGCUUAUCAAUUAACAAAGUAUUGACAAAGAUUAUUGGAAGAAUGUAUUAAAGCUCUGUUUUCAAUGAUUUUCGAAAUGAGUGUGCCCAGCUAGUCCCGCAGUAAUGCAUUUGCUUACAUUUGAAGCUCCACUAUCUGCGCAACCUUUCCCCCUUAAUAAUAAUAAGCCAUUAUUAUUAGUUUGACAAACUAGAACCUUAACCAAGAAUCCAGCUGAAAAAGACUGCAGUGUUCCUCUUUUUGACCACACAGUGUGCUCUGAGGGUGGCGUGGGUAACGGAAUCUCAGCUAUG
Messenger RNA from Orbicella faveolata, 4023 nucleotides. Its product is annotated as pyroglutamylated RF-amide peptide receptor-like. The record is from RefSeq and is a predicted model, not a curated record. Gene Ontology annotation, cellular component: plasma membrane. Gene Ontology annotation, biological process: G protein-coupled receptor signaling pathway. Gene Ontology annotation, molecular function: G protein-coupled receptor activity. Lineage: Eukaryota; Metazoa; Cnidaria; Anthozoa; Scleractinia; Merulinidae.